UUUUAGUAAGAGAAGAAGGAAGGAAGAAAGGCUUAAUUGCGAAGUACUCCGUAGUUUUUACAGGAUUUGGGUGUUUUGGGAGAUCAGUUCAAAGAAGGCACAACUAUUAUAUCCUCAAGAACACCCAAUAGUUUGUUGUGUUUCUCCCCCUCCUGUGGUUGUGCUUCGCUGGUCAAACUCACUAUUUUAUGGUCCAUUGAACAGCAAACUUGCUGUUCUUUGGCUGUACUCUUUCGUCCUCGCUCACAGGGAGGACAGUACAGGUUUCCUUGUAGAGGUGGGAAGUCGGAGUAACUUUUUUCACUCUUUCAGUCACUCCUUUCUCCUUGCAGUUUGAGUUAUUUUUGCUACUCUUGAGGGACCUUCAGGCAAGCCUUGUUCUACUCCAUGCUUGUUCCAUUCUAUGAGGUGGUGAGUUGAGGAAGAAAAAGGUACUGAAGUGGUGGGGUGUUGUUCGUGUUGAGAUGGGUCAAAAGGUGGUGGUUCAAAAGAGCCAAAGCAGACACCACAUGGUGACGAUGAGGUUGAAUGAGCAGUUGAACAGAAAGAAAAGGUACCCGUGGAUUCACAGGUAUUGGCUCCCAAAGCUGUUGACCCUAUGGCUUCUAGCAGCUUCCCUGGUCAGCUGGGCCAUAUUCAGUUACCUAGACAACGGUAACAAGGUGAGGAGGAACGAGACACUGGUGAGUAUGUGUGAUCAGAGGGCCAGAAUGUUACAGGACCAAUUCAGUGUUAGCGUUAAUCACGUCCACGCCCUUGCCAUCCUCGUCUCCACUUUCUAUUACAACAAGAAUCCAUCUGCAAUCGAUAAGGAAACUUUUGCCGAGUAUACGGCGAGAACAGCUUUUGAGAGGCCAUUAUUGAGUGGUGUGGCAUAUGCUGAGAGAGUUAUGAAUUUCCAGAGGGAGAACUUUGAGAAGCAGCAUGGAUGGACAAUUAGAAAAAUGGAUAAAGAGCCUUCUCCCAUCCGGGAUGAAUAUGCCGCGGUCAUACUCGCUCAAGAAACUGUUUCUUAUCUCGAAUCAAUCGACAUGAUGUCUGGAGAGGAGGACCGUGAAAACAUAUUGAGAGCCAGGGCGACUGGGAAAGCUGUUCUGACAAGUCCCUUCAGGCUUCUUGGUUCUAACCACCUUGGCGUUGUUUUGACAUUCCCUGUUUACAAAUAUACGCUGGGGGCUUACCCAUCCCAACAAGAAAGGAUUCAAGCAACUGCAGGGUAUUUCUUUUAUUUAUGAAGAUUUUUUGUAAUGGUUGAGAUGAUUAAGUGUUUUAAUGAAGGUGCUUUUUUGAGUUGUAACUGGUUGAAAGGUGCUUUUUCGUAAAAUGUUUUGUUCCUUUGAAACUAUGGUUAGUUGUGACUCACGCCGGGGCUAUGAAUAAUAAAUCGUUUUUUUUUUAUCUAGAUAUCGUAUGCAGGAAAGAUGAGGACUACAUUGGAGAGGCUAUGUGAUUUUAAUGGUCUAUCUGUCCAGGUCAUAUUCAUAGGCUAUUUAUAUGGAUGACAUGUGCUUUUUUAAGGGGUGCAAUUCACAUCCCUAUUGGAGAUGCUCUUAUUACUCCGUUUUUUAGCUAUGUCAAUACUCCUUUUUUGGUUAACACUCGGUAAAUCCCGACUUUACUGGAUUAGCUUUGAUCUCUAAAAAAACAUCUCAAGUCUUUGAGAUUGAGAAGUAAAUUUGAGUCGCUCAAUGCCCACCCACCUAGUGCAGCUCCGGGGAGAACCGCCGACAAUCAUUCAACACAAUUAAGUUAAUUCCUAACAAGAAGCUAACUCUCAUAAGCCGCUUGAGGCGAGACAGACACCAAUUUUGCAACCACUCAAGCUAACAUUGGGGGCUAGAGGGUCACUAUUUGAGAAAAUCUUCUCACACAAUUCACUUCCUUGUGAUUUGAUUUCAAGAUCUCAUACAUGGGGAUGCUCUCGAAUGUGAAAUUUAAUCCACUUGAACUAUUCUCAAAUCUUUUUAUGUAACAUAUUUCAGUUUAUUACUCAUUUACGAGAAAUAAUAAGUAUAAAUUGUCUAA
This is a messenger RNA of Cuscuta epithymum, 2025 nucleotides long. Lineage: Eukaryota; Viridiplantae; Streptophyta; Magnoliopsida; Solanales; Convolvulaceae. The record is from the annotation of a GenBank genome assembly.